CCACCUGCGCCACAACUCGUACGGAAAGAAAUCGUCAAGAAGAAGCGGAUCAAGCCGCGACCGAUCUUGAGCGAGGAGUUCGCCAAGUCAGAUAGCGUCUACUAUCGCAAAACUGGUAAUGAGUCCGUGGUUGGAAGUGGUACAUACGGCAAAGUGUACAAGGCGACUCAUGUCUACACUGGUGGCAAGGUUGCAUUGAAGAAGAUCCGAAUGGAGGGUGAACGGGAUGGCUUUCCUGUCACUGCGAUACGAGAGAUCAAACUUCUGCAAUCAUUAAACCAUGUGAACAUUGUUCCACUUUUAGAAGUCAUGGUGGAGCGGAACGAUUGCUUCAUGGUGUUCGAAUACCUUUCUCACGACCUCACCGGACUUCUGAACCAUCCGACAUUUACACUUACCAACGCCCACAAAAAACACUUGGCUAAACAAUUAUUCGAGGGCCUUGAUUAUCUUCAUCGCCGAGGCGUGCUACAUCGAGACAUCAAGGCCGCGAAUAUACUUGUCUCAAAGACAGGGGAAUUGAAGUUGGCCGACUUUGGACUCGCGCGCUUUUACCAGAAGCGACAGAAACAAGACUACACAAAUCGUGUCAUCACCAUCUGGUAUCGAAGUCCUGAACUUCUUCUCGGCGAAACACAAUAUGGUCCGGCCGUGGACAUUUGGAGUGCCGCAUGUGUUCUAGUUGAAAUAUUCACCCGCCACGCCAUUUUCCCUGGAGACGGCGGCGAGAUCAAUCAACUAGAAAAGAUAUACAACGUCCUUGGCACGCCGACACGAAGUGAGUGGCCGGGCAUUGUCGAUCUGCAAUGGUACGAACUCCUGCUCCCUCCGCUUCCACCACCCCGUGCCGGCUCAAUUUCGGCCUCAACAGUACGACCUUCCUCGACUUUCGCCGAAAAGUAUCGCGAGAAGGUCUCUCCUGCCGCUUUCGACCUUUUGGCGAAUAUGUUUGUUUACGACCCUGCUCGCCGACCAUCCGCAGCCGACGUCCUGGCCCAUGCUUACUUCACCACCGAAGAACCUGCACCUGCUCAGGUCGUCGAAUUGGCGGAUUUGGAGGGCGACUGGCAUGAGUUCGAAUCCAAAGCACUGCGGAAGGACAAGGAAAGGCAAGACAAAGAGGCGAGAAGA
Molecule: messenger RNA, 1131 nt
Organism: Dissoconium aciculare CBS 342.82
Lineage: Eukaryota; Fungi; Ascomycota; Dothideomycetes; Mycosphaerellales; Dissoconiaceae
Product: Pkinase-domain-containing protein
Exons: 2
Biological process (GO): protein phosphorylation; transcription elongation by RNA polymerase II; positive regulation of transcription elongation by RNA polymerase II
Cellular component (GO): nucleus; cyclin/CDK positive transcription elongation factor complex
Molecular function (GO): cyclin binding; cyclin-dependent protein serine/threonine kinase activity; ATP binding
Source: RefSeq, a predicted model, not a curated record